Molecule: messenger RNA, 11878 nt
Organism: Austrofundulus limnaeus
Lineage: Eukaryota; Metazoa; Chordata; Actinopteri; Cyprinodontiformes; Rivulidae
Product: protocadherin-16
Exons: 21
Coding region: 462-10310 (3282 amino acids)
Biological process (GO): homophilic cell-cell adhesion
Cellular component (GO): plasma membrane
Molecular function (GO): calcium ion binding
Source: RefSeq, a predicted model, not a curated record
GUUGCAGCCAGUCACGUGUUGAAUAAAUCAGAUUUUGGAGACGGACGUCCACUGCACGGCCCCCACAUCGUUCCCUCUUAUUACCAGAGUGCAGCCAGCAGCAGUGUGUGUGCAUGUGUGGCGUGUGUGUGUCUGAGUCCGUGCAGACAGGCAGAGAGGGUGCACCGAGAGAAGCUGAGGACGAGGAAACUUUUACCGCAAGUUUUUUUUAAAUUUCCACUUUUACUCUUUUCAUUUAGAAAUCCGGGGGAAAAAAGGAAGGAAAAAAAACUUGAUUUUGCACAGAAUCGUGCGCUGCAGAGAAAAGCCUCAUUUGAAAAGAGGACAGGACUUUUAACCCAGAUAUGGAUGUAACUUUGCGCUUCACAAAGUGGAGCUGAAAGGGAUCUUUCUGGAUAUCUUCGAACUUUGUUUGAAUCCCAUCAAAACGCCACAUGAAGGUUUAAACCAAAGGAGCAAAAAUGAAGACAGUUGCCAGGAGACUGGGGAAGUUUACGAUAGAUCCUUUACACUGUGAGAAUUGGUGGAGCACACGGAUACUUCUAAUGGUGUAUGUGGCCUUGGAGCUUUUAACACUCCAUCCAUCUUUUGUCCUUGGUACCCUUGAACUACAGCUAGACGAGGAACAACCAGCAGGAACAGUGGUGGGAGACAUCAGUGCAGGACUUCCCCCUGGUGUCACAGCUUCCUUGUACUUCAUUUCAGACCAUGAGGGCACAGGAGUGAGCAGUGAUUUGGACAUUGAUGAAAGCACAGGCAUAAUUAGAACUGCUAGGGUUCUGGACAGAGAAUUGAGAGAUCAAUACAACUUCAUUGCAGUCACCAUGACAGGUGUGACUGUAGACGUAACCAUCAAAGUGAAUGAUAUAAAUGAUCAUGCACCCAAGUUCCCUCGUAAAAGGGCUACAUUUAAAAUUCCCGAGCAGACAGCAAUUGGCACCAGAUUUCCUCUUGAGCCAGCUGUUGAUAAUGAUAAAGACCAGUUCACAACACAGGGCUACCUUAUCAAGGAUGGAAAUGUUGGGCAAGCAUUCAGCUUGGAGACAAGGAGGGGAAGCAAUAAGGUCCUCUAUUUGGACCUGAUGGUAAAUACCAUUCUAGAUCGAGAGAAAAGAUCCACCUACACCUUAUUUUUAGAGGCUUUUGAUGGAGGUUCCCCAAAAAGAACAGAUCAGAUGACAUUAGAUAUUACUGUACAAGACAUUAAUGACAAUGCUCCUGUUUUCAAUCAGAGCCGCUACCAUGCUAUCAUAUCUGAGAACCUCCAACCAGGAAGCAACAUCCUGCAGGUGUUUGCAACAGAUGAUGAUGAGGGAGAUAAUGGGAUGGUGAUAUAUGAAAUCAACAGAAGACAGAGUGACCCAGACCGCUACUUUGUCAUAGACUCUCGUGCUGGCAUCAUCACUUUGAACAAGCCCCUGGACUUUGAAAAGAGGAGAGUCCAUGAACUUGUAGUCCAGGCUCAAGACAAUGCAACCCAUCCAGAAGUGACCAAUGCGUUUGUCACUAUACAUGUCAGAGAUUAUAAUGACAACCAGCCCACGAUGACCAUCAUCUUUCUGAGUGAGGAUGGAUCUCCCAGAAUCUCAGAAGGUGCACAGCCUGGUCAGUAUGUAGCACGGAUAUCAGUCACUGACCCAGACUAUGGAGAGUAUGCCAAUGUCAAUGUGUCAUUAGAGGGAGGGGAUGGAAAGUUUGCCCUGACCACAAAAGAUAGCAUUAUAUAUCUUGUCUGUGUGGACCAGAUUCUGGACCGUGAGGAGAGAGACACUUAUGAACUAAGGGUGAUGGCAACAGACUCAGGUACACCUCCCCUCAGGGCUGAGUCCUCUUUUACCAUCCAAGUGACUGACAUCAAUGACAACCCUCCUCUGUUUGACCAGCCAGUGUACAGACAAGUCAUCCCUGAAGUAGUUUUCCCAGGGAGCUUUGUGUUGCAGGUUACUGCAAGAGAUAAAGACCAGGGACCCAACGGAGACAUUAGCUACAGCAUCCUUCAAGACCAGAGUGCUUAUUACAGCUGGUUCAGUAUAGACUCCAUUACGGGCAUUAUUACCACUUUAUCCCAGCUGGAUUAUGAAAAGAACCCUAGUCCCAGUAUAACUGUAGUGGCUACAGAUGGUGGAAAACCAUCUCUUUCAUCAACUGCUGUGGUAAACAUCUUACUUCAGGAUAUAAAUGACAAUGAGCCCGUUUUCGAGAGACACUUCUACAACGUGUCCAUCAAGGAAAACACAGCUCCAGGGACCUGCAUUCUGGAGGUGACUGCGACAGAUGCAGACGGUGGCUCCUUUGGCUCGAUCACCUACUCUCUUGGCUCUGGCAGUAACAGCGCUGUUCCCUCUCAGUUUAAUAUUGGCAAGGAAAAUGGCCAGAUCUGCACUACUGGUGUACUAGACAGGGAUCAAGGGCUGGACAGUUUCGACUUUACUGUUACUGCAGUUGACGGGGGUGGACUGAGCUCCGUAGCCUAUGUGAAAGUAGAUCUGGUCGACAUUAAUGACAACAGACCUGCUUUCUACCCACUCAGCUACGCUGUUAGUUUGAGCACACAGAGUGCCCCUGGGACAUCUGUUGUCAGAGUGACAGCCUAUGACCCAGACUCAGGCGAGAAUGGGAAAAUUACUUACAAAACAGUACCUGGAGGAGCAUCGCCAUACUUUACACUCAAUAAAGACACAGGUGUCAUCUCUCUGUCUCGCUCUGCCUAUGGGAAGGCCAACUCUGUCAUUACCAUGAUUGUCACUGCUCAAGAUGGUGGAGGUCUGUUUGUAUUAGACCAUGCUAAGGUUAACAUCAGUGUGGUAGCAGGGCUGGUGGCACCACCUGUAUUUGAACAGACUCAGUACUACUUUACUGUAUCUGAAGACGCCCUGCGUGGGACAGUUGUAGGCAUUGUCCAAGCCAGCAGUAAGACAGGCAUUUCCAAGGGUGUCUCCUACACCAUCAGCUCUGGGGACCCUGCAAGCUACUUUACUGUAGAUCCUGACAGUGGAGUCAUAAGAACAAGUCUGCCCCUGGAUCAUGAAAUCCAGUCAUCUGUUGACUUGGAGGUGCAGGCUCACAGUGGCAACCCCCCAGCGUUUGGCCAGACUCGUGUCCACAUCUCCAUCGCCGACAUCAAUGAUAACCAACCUGUUUUUCUGCCCUCAUCCUCUGAGUCCCUUCUUCUACCAGAAAACACAGAAAUGGGUGCAGUGGUGUAUAGAAUCCAAGCUGAGGACAGAGACUCUGGUGUUAAUGGACAGCUCACCUUUGAUCUUUCCUCUCCAAGUGGAAUCCAGAGAAUCUUCAGUGUAGAUCGCAGUACCGGAGAGAUCCGAUUGGUGGGGAGCCUUUCCUAUGAAACAAACCCACGUUACGAUCUCCUGGUGGUUGCCAAGGACAAUGGAGUACCCCAGCUUAGCGCCACCUUUAUGCUUGUGGUUCACGUCCAAGCAGAGAAUGAACAGGGACCUGUGUUUGACACCCUCACCUACCGCGUGGAACUAAAAGAAGGAACACCAAUAAACACACGCUUCCUGCAAGUAAGAGCUUUGAUCAGAGAGAUCCAAGGCUCAGGUCACCUGACUCCUUUGAUGUAUCACCUCCGUCCUGAUGGAGAUGCUGCAGGGUUUGGUAUAGCUGCAGAGAGUGGUUGGCUGUUUGUGAAGAGUGCCCUUGAUAGGGAACUGAAGGAUAUGUAUAUUCUGACAGUAAUGGCCAGUGUGGGUCAUGGACAGUUAAAAAAGACAGGCAGCGCUACAGUCCGAAUAUCAGUGACUGAUGAGAAUGACAACUACCCUCGGCUCACGCAGGAGAAAGUAUUUAUGGCUGUUAGAGAAAAUCUGCCUGCGGGAACAGGUUUUGGACACGUGUUAGCCACCGACAGAGAUGCUGGCUCCAAUGGGCGUCUCAACUACCGCUUCCUGCAUCCUGACCGCAACUUCCAGAUUAACACCCACACAGGUGAAAUAAGUACAAGGAUGACUCUUGACAGAGAGCAGCAGUCAAGCUAUCAGCUGGUGGUGGUGGUACAAGACGGUGGUUCGCCCCCUUGUUCUGUGACGGGCACCAUCUUCGUUACAGUCCUUGAUGACAACGACAAUGACCCUGCUUUUAUCCACAGCCAGUCGGGCAAAGAUAUCAUAUUACAGGUGACAGAAGGUCAGGCUGCUGGGGCUGUGCUGGGCACACUGCAAGCCAAAGAUCCUGAUGAAGGGGAGAACAGCACCUUAUUCUACUCUUUGUCAGGUCCCAGGGCUGAGCGCUUCUCUUUAAAUGCAAUCACUGGUGAACUGCAUUCAUCAUACCCUCUUAUUCACUCAGAACGAGCUGAAUACUCUCUGACAGUGACAGCCACUGACAGAGGACUGCCCCCUCGCAGUGCCUCCUGCUCCCUCACCAUUCAGGUUAUCAGCAUAAAGAGAGUUACCUCUAAGACCGAUUUACAUUCUAUGUUUUUAAACUCUGUGGAGGAGACAACUCCUGGCUCAGUGAUUGGUUCUGUGCGUCUCCAUGACAGAGGAACCUUAGAAGAAGGCAAGGUGACCUACACAGUAGUUGGUGGUACAGAUAAGGAUGGAACCUUUGUUGUGGACCAUCUAACUGGGGAUGUGUACUUGGCUUGUCCUCUUGACUUUGAGCAAAACGCACAGUACAACCUGAAAAUUGAGGUGGAUGACUUUUCUCAGAUCCCUCCCAGUAGCACACUCGUCAGCUUGGACAUUGACAUAGAAGACAGCAAUGACCAUACCCCUGAAUUUGCUGAGGACCCUAUAACCAUUGUCAUAUCUGAAAACAUGGAGACUGGCUCUUCUGUCUACACUUUCCAGGCCACAGAUAAGGAUGGCAGUGGGCCCAACAGCGAGCUGAUGUACUCCAUUCUUCACCAAUGGCCAAACACCCCUGGCCUUUUAACUCUUGACCCCAUCACCGGUGUUCUCUCAUUGGGUCGCAAGUUGGAUCAUGAGGUCACGUCCUCAUUGAUCCUUGUUGUUAAAGCAACCGACUCACCCCUCAAUGCGAGCCAGAAGCGCUGGGGUUCCGUCACAGCGAGGAUGUAUAUCACCGAUGAGAAUGACAAUCCACCAGAGUUCAUUUCACCAACGGCUGUCAGUGUCAUGGAGGACCAGCCAGUGGGCUUUGUGGUGCUUUUUGUCAUGGCUAGAGAUGCAGACCAAGGGGAUAAUAGUCGAUUGACUUAUAGAAUCCAAUCCGGCAACACUGGAGGGACAUUCAGCCUCAACUCAAACACUGGUUCUCUGUCUAUUUUCAAACCUCUGGACCAUGAAGAGCAGGACAUCUUUAACCUCACAAUAGUCGCUGAGGAUCAUGGGAUACCCAAACGCUCGUCCAGCCAGCUGUUGUGUGUCCAUGUGAUAGAUGUUAAUGAUGAGAUUCCCUGGUUUGAGGAGAGCCUGUAUGAAGCCCAAAUUUCUGAGAAUGAACCUGCAGGGACCACUGUUUUAACAGUGUCUGCAUCUGAUCUGGACCAAGGAACCAAUGCAUAUGUGACAUAUGGUGGUAUUGCACAGGGAGGUUUUAGCAUCAACCCAGUCACAGGUGUCAUAACCACCUCUAAGCCAUUGGACAGGGAAUCUCAGGAUUUUUAUACUGUGACAGUUUAUGCAAAAGAUGGAGGCCUUCCACCCAACUAUGCUAAAGCAACAGUGAAGAUCAAGGUACUUGAUGUUAAUGACAAUGCCCCUGUCUUUGGACGGCUCUACUAUAGCAUUGAUGUGCCUGAAAACCUGGAAGCGUUGCCUCUGUUCACUCUAAAAGCCACUGACUUCGAUGCAGAAAAAGGAGGGAAGAUAAGCUACAUAAUUGCAGCUGGUGAUCCAUCCGGAGACUUUCACCUUGACAGACAGUCAGGAGUGCUGCAUACUUCAAGGCCUCUGGAUCGGGAAAAGAGACCUGGGUAUACUCUAACAGUCAUAGCCCAUGAUCAGGGCCAACCGCCCCUCAGUGGCACUGCCACUGUAGAAGUGACAGUUCUGGACAUCAAUGACCACAGCCCACAGUUUCAGAGCAGUAGCUAUACUGCUGAUGUUUCUGAAGAUGUCCCCAUUGGCUCACUGGUUCUAGAGGUGAAAGCCAUUGAUUUGGACUAUGGACUUAACAGCCAGGUCUUCUACUUCCUAAGCCAGGGCUCUCACAGCAUGUUCAUCGUAGACCAGAACACAGGUCGCAUCAUCACAGCAGCCCCCCUCGACAGAGAAAAAACUGCCUCUUACACUUUUGAAGUGUGUGCCACUGAUUCCUCCCCCACAAACCCCAAAAAUUCAACUGCUCAAGUUACUGUCUACAUACAAGAUGUAAACGACAAUGCCCCGUUCUUCAUUCAGGACCCACUUAUUUUGAACAUCUCCACCAGUAGUGUGUCCAGCCGUAGAGUACUGGCCACCAUGAGGGCAGAGGACAAGGACUUUGGGGCUAAUGGCUCAGUUUUCUAUCGUUUUGCCAACCCUGUGAGGGGCUUUACCAUUAAUUCACUGACAGGAGACAUCCAGGCCACAGAGAAGCUGCAGACUAUGACACAAAGCCAGAGAACUUUGAUAGUUCAGGCCAUGGAUCAAGGAAACCCUGCUCAGUCUUCCCUGGGCGUGGUUAUCAUUUACAUAAGGGAACAAACGUACAGGGGUAUUCGCUUCUCCCGCACAGCCAGAGAUGUCAGUCUGCAAGAAAAUGCAGCCAAAGGCACAGUAGUAACACAGACUCAAGCCCAGUACCCUGAUGGCUCUAAAACUGGUAUCAGCUACAGCAUUUUUAGUGGAAACAGAAUGCAGUCUUUUGGGAUCAACUCCAUUACUGGUGAAAUAUGGGUCCAGCAAUCUGAAGGACUUGAUUUUGAAGAGACCCCUAAACUCCGCCUGGUGGUGAAAGCUGAGACAGCGUCCUCCAUCUCCUACAUGGCUGUCAACUUAAUUCUGCAGGACAUAAAUGACAACUUGCCACGCUUUCAGCUGCAGAACUAUGUAGCAUACAUAAGAGAGGCACAGGGCUAUGAUUUUCCUAUUAUCCAGGUUGCUGCUGAUGACUUGGACCAGGGUCAAAAUGGUCAGGUGACCUACUCUAUUAGGUCAUCAUCCAUGAGUGGCUUGUUUAAGAUCGACCCCUUGACUGGCAGCAUCUCCACUGCCGCCAUAAUGGACAGAGAGAUCUGGACGCAAACAAAGCUUGUUGUUGUGGCAACGGACCGGGGAACCCCACGACUGGCUGGCUCUGCCACGCUCACUGUGAUCAUCAUUGACCUCAAUGACAACAGUCCUAUGAUUCCUCCGCCUCGUGAGAUCCGGGUGCCUGAGGACACUCUCAUUGGCUCAGUUAUCACCCGAGUAACAGGAAAUGAUGUGGAUUCUGGUCCACCCCUCUCCUAUUCACUACAUCUGGAUGCAAACAUCCAAGGCAUGUUUGGGAUUCAUCAAUAUGGAGGAGAGGUGUCUUUGACUGGCUCAUUGGACUACGAGGAAAGGACGUGGUACACUCUGACAGUCCGCUCAUCGGACUCUAAACAUCAAAGCGAGGCUAACCUCACUAUCCUUGUGGAUGAUGUGAAUGAUAAUGCCCCCACUUUUACUUACGAUUUAUACCAGGUGACUAUAUCAGAGCACCUCCCAGCAGGCAGUUCAGUGAUCACAGUAACAGCCACUGACCAUGACUCUGGAGAGAAUGGAAAAAUAACCUACAAAGUAAUGUCAUCAACAAAGGGUGAUUUCUUCAUUGACCCAAGCAAUGGAACUCUCUUCAUCAAGCAUAAAACAGAACUGACAUUUGAGCAUUCCUCCAUUCUUGUGGUGAUUGAGGCCCGGGACCAGGGUUCUCCAGCUCUGUCAUCCAUUGCCACUGUGCAGGUCCACGUUUCUGACAUCAAUGACAAUGCUCCCAUCUUCCACCAGUCAGAGUACAGAGCCACUGUGUCCGAGGAUGGGCUACCUGGAUCAACUGUUCUAACUCUAGAAGCAAUGGAUGGAGACUUGUUCCGGGAAAACUGUGGCUUUGAUUUUGCCAUUGCUAGUGGGAACUCUGGUAAUGCCUUCCAGAUUGAGAGCAGUGUGCGCUUCUUGGAGGGCCGGGGCUUCCAGACGAUUGGUAGCCUGAUCCUGGCAGAAAAACUGGAUUUUGAAGUAGUUCCAAGUUAUAACCUGACGGUUGUGGUAACAGACCGUGGGAUCCCUCAGCAUAGCUCCAGCGUACCUAUCCUUAUCAGUGUUAUGGAUACUAAUGACAACCCUCCGGCGUUCAGCCGAACAGCUUACAGUAUAGUUUUAAGUGAAAGUACCACAGCAGGGACCGAGAUUUUACACUUAUCUGCCACAGAUCCAGAUUCUACCCCCAAUGGAGAGGUGCAGUACUCAAUAAGCUCUGGAGAUGAGACACACUUGUUCAAGGUGGACCAUUGGACUGGAGUCUUGAGACUGCAGAGACCUCUAGACAGCAAUAUAAAGCAAUCCCAUUUGAUUGUUAUCCAGGCUACUGAUGGGCAAGGAUAUUAUGCUUUAGCUCCAGUCACUAUUGAAGUAAAGGACAUAAACAAUAACAGGCCCUUCUUCCCCCUAAAGCUAGUGACUGCAAGCAUCAGGGAGAACCAGCCCCAGAAUGCCUUAGUUACCAUGCUGCAUGCUAUUGACCAUGACAGAGGUGUUUUUGGACAGCUGAAUUACUACAUGGUAGAUAGCGCCAAAGCAGAAAGAGAGGGCUUUUUUAUUAACCAAACAUCAGGCGAAGUACGAACUCGCUCCAUGUUUGACUUUGAGAAAACAAAUUUCUUUCAUUUUGUGGCAGUUGCUAUGGAUGCUGCCAAUUAUUCAGCAUCCGUGACGGUGCAGGUUUAUGUCACAGGGGAGGAUGAAUAUGAUCCCGUUUUCAUCGCCUCCGAGUUCUCAUUUGAAGUGCCUGAAGGAGCUAAGAAAGGUCAGAUCAUUGGCACAGUACAAGCCAGAGAUGAAGAUGGAGGCAUUGAUGGCAUUGUCCUCUACUCAUUAUCAGAUCAUUCGCCUUACUUUGAGGUCAAUAAAUCAACUGGAUCAAUUUCUUUAAAGGUGGACAGUAACAGUAGACACGUCAGUCGCUCUAAAAGAGAGGUGCGCCUAAUAACUCUGGACGUGACUGCUCAAAGCCCUCAUGAGACUUCACGAACUGCAGUGGUCAAAGUUAUAAUAGAUGUGAGCCAUACCUCUUUUGGUCUCAGCACAGAAAUUAAUAUGUUGCUCGUCAGUGUUGUUGCGGUUUCACUUGGCACCAUAAUCAUACUCACAGUAGUUGCUGUGAUGCUGUUUUUUGUUAAGUUGAGAAAUCAGAAGCGUGAGCAAAAUACUCAUAAGCAAAAGACUAUUUCGGGCACCCUGUUGCACAAGCUUCAGGAAACAAAAUUUUCAGCAAAUGAAAUUAUUUACCAUCAGGCUCUUCCUGGAUAUGCCUCUGAUCAAAGUGGCAACUCUGGGGGUCCUUACACUCGUGGUGGUUCCUUGGAUCCCUCCCAUUCCAGUGGUCGUGGCUCUGCAGAGGCAGAAGCUGCGGAGGAUGAUGAAAUCAGAAUGAUUAAUGAAUAUCCUCGGGUGUCAAGCAUCUCCUCUUCCAUCCAAGAGCGCAUCUCUGCCAGAGGUCCGGACUCCGGGAUCCAACAAGAUGCAGAUCAGCUCUCAGAUGUGUCCGGUGAGCCUUCCUUAGACUGGUUCAAAGGGAAGAAACUGGGCAGUGUGAAUGGGACUUUAAUAGCUGGCCAGGUGCCAGUCUACAGGGAUGAUCGGGGGGUGUAUGUGGGUGUGGGGCGAGGACUCAGCAUCUCUCAGCCUAAAGACUAUACUUUCCCUGAGGACGGAAAGCCUCCUGUGGACGGCUCCCUCACGGCCAUUGUGGCCAGUGAUGAGGAGCUGAGGGGCAGCUACAACUGGGAUUACCUUCUGAACUGGUGUCCCCAGUUUCAACCCUUAGCUAAUGUUUUUACUGAAAUAGCACGUUUAAAAGACGAAACUGCGCCUCCUCAUCCUCGUAGGUCAUUUCAUCACAAAGCAAAAGCAGAGUCAAGAAUUGAUCCUCCGCCUCUAAUAACCUCUGUGGCCCACCCUGGGGCCAAAACUGUACCCCCAAAGCCUGCUAUAUCCAGAACUUUCCCCCUACUAGCCUCUUUCCGCAGAUCUCCCAUCAGCACUGACGGAUCAAUCUCUUCAGUCGCAAUGUCUCCAAGUUUCUCCCCUUCUCUUUCACCACUAGCAGCACGUUCACCUGCAAUCACACCCUUCAGUGUCUCACAGGGACCCUCUGCCUCCUUGAUUAGCACGAAUGAACACAGUUUUGAACACAGCGAGGAGGCAGAUUUGAGGAUUUGAAAUCUAGCGGAUGGAUGAAAACUGAGUCACUGCUGUCCAUAACGUCUACUGUAUGGCUACAACUUGAAAGCAUGAAUAUUGACUUUUUGUCUGUUCUGUUUGCCUAGAGGCCUUGUGCCCAGUGAUAGUCUAUGAUCAAAUAGCUAAAACUGUGGUGCUUCAAGGAAAAAAAAAACACUAAUUACUGGCCAAAAAAGGACAAUGCCUUUUUGUGUGUUUGUACAAGUGUGACAGCAACUUCUUCUGUUGUUUUUUUAGUGUUAAUUUGCACAUUGAAAAAGAGAUUCAUUCAUGAUGUCAAUAUUUUGUACAGAGUCAUUGUUUAUAUUUUUAUACUUCCUUGUGGUAUUUGACAAAAAAAAUGCAUUCAUGUGUCAAAAGAUUACAAAACCUCAAAUUAUACAGUAUUUCUAUAUUUGUAUAUUUGCAGCCUUCGUAUUGUGUUUGUUGUAUUUUAUGUCAUCUCAAACUUGUGACUUAACUAAAGCUUUUCACAAAGGAAUGCAUUUGGAUUUUUGUAUGAGAUAGCUGUAAAUAUUUAAAGAGGAAGAGAUAUCUUUGCUAUAACAAAUGCAACAUCAGUCAGAAUAGAGAAUUCUGUGACUAUAUUUUCUUGAAAUCCAGUGUUUGAUCUCCCAUCUGAAAUUAAUAAUGAAUGUGAAAUGCGGAAAAAGUCUCGAAGACUUUAUCACGCAUCCCUUCGAACCCUGCGAAGGAAAACAGACUUUAACAUCCGCUGAUUUUACUUACUCACAAGGUUCCCUGGCUUUAAGCUCCCACAGCAAGCCUUACUGUUUUUCAUACUGCAUUGUAAAGAACAAUGAGCAUUGUGGAAAAUGUAAAGUAGUUCGCUAUAACCACACUCUAAUCAGACAAUGUAAGCAUGUGUUUGUUUUAUCAUAUGAUGUCGCACAGUAAGAAAAAAAACUAUAAGCUGUAAACGUUCUAAAAGGGUUUUAAAAUUUGGAGCAGGUUUCUCUGACUUCUGUCUUUGUUAGUGCGUAUGUGUGUGCUUCUGCUAAGAAACUUCAAUCAAGUCAGUUUUGCAGCACAUUUCAUUCAUUCAGCAUAGUGAUGGAAAAACAACUGUUCUAAAAAAGUAUGUGUUUUUGACUGUUGAAAGGCCAUUAGUAAAUGUUUUAGAUACUGUACUACUUUUACACAGAUGCCUAUGAUUAAAUGUAAAUGAUCAGAACUGUGUUUUGGGCAGCCUCUACAGACUAAAUAAUGUGUCAGUUUAUGUUAACAGGUUAGUGCUCAUAUUACUCAGUUUUAGAUUUUAUUACUUAAAUUUUAAUUUUGCUACGUGGUUAAUAUUCUGAAAAAAAUAAAUUACUCAAGAACGCUGCCUAUUUAAUUGAAGAAGGCACUUUGUUUUUGUAUUUUAUUUUUUUUUUUUUUAUUUAACAGUUGCUGAGAAGUAACCAACUCUAAUUUCAUUCUCAUGAUUGUCAGUACUGAAGAGAAAUAAUAAAAUAAAUUGCCUCCAAUGGUUACACAGAUCAAUGUAGGCCUGUCCAAGAAAUGUUUUGAGCAAAAAGUGCCUGAUUAAAUCUCUUCCUAUCUUG